UUUAUUCUUUCCAUAAUCUUUUCUCUCCUUUCGUCUUCUUUAAUUCACAAACAAACCCUUUUGCAGUCCUUACAUCUUCUUCCUUUUACUCUCACCACAAUCAAACCCUUCAAAUACCUUAAAAAUGGUACCAUUUUUUGCAUAAUUUGAUUGUGUUUUACCCUCAGGUUAUUGAAUCUUGAGUGUUUAGCAGGUGGGAUAUAAGUUGAUAAUAAUGAAGAAGAAGACCGGCGGCGGUGGCGAUUGGCUGAGCACACUUUUGCACUGCGAGUUCUUCCUUUCUUGUAUUGAACAUCAACAACUAAGAAAGAAUGAAAAGAACGUUUUUUGUAUCGACUGUAAUCUCGAUUUUUGCCGGCACUGUGAGGCGGCUCACGGCCUCCAUCGCCGUCUCCAGAUCUGCAAAUAUGUUUAUCAGGAUGUUGUUCGGCUCCAAGACAUGCAAAAACAUCUCGAUUGCUCCAAAAUUCAGACAUAUAAAAUCAAUGGCGAAAAGGCUGUGCACUUGAAUCCUCGCCCUCAAUUGAAAGACGCAAAGCCAUCAACGAAAUCGAAGAUGGGUGCCUCAUGUGAAGCCUGCGGAAGAUAUCUUCAAGACUUGCCGAACCGUUUUUGUUCAAUCGCUUGCAAGGUUUAUGUAGUUUCAGUGAAGCCAAAAGAUGAAAGCCAUAAAAUAAUAUCAAUCCCAAUCCAUGAAUGCAAUGAUCUUUCAUGGAAGAAAAACUACAACAAUUCAGAAAAUAGUUCAAGUGGUAAAGAUUCGUCUCUUUCUUUAACUGAUCCAUCUGAUGAGAGUCAAGGCAUUAUGUUAAAUUCAGGAUUGAAGCCAAGGAAGCAAUUGCACAAGAGAAAAGGCAUCCCUCACAGAGCUCCCUUAUGUUAAAAUCGAAUCAUUUCAUCCUAAAUAUCUCUUUAUUAUUCAUGUUUAAAAUUAAAAAAAAAAACCCAGCUAUAAUAUUUUAUAUAUUAUCAUGAACUCAUUUUAGGAUCUUGUUUUGAUCUUUAAAUUAUCUCUUAAUCAAAAUUUAAAGUUCAAUAAGAAAAGAAUCCUAACAUUAAGAUAAAGGAUUUGCUUUUUGGGUGUAUAGGAAAAGUGGGUUGAUUUGAUUUGAUUAGAUUAUACUUGAUUAUAGUUUUUCUUUUGUAUUAUUGAUUGAAUUAUACAUUUUUCA
Molecule: messenger RNA, 1172 nt
Organism: Mangifera indica (mango)
Lineage: Eukaryota; Viridiplantae; Streptophyta; Magnoliopsida; Sapindales; Anacardiaceae
Product: protein RGF1 INDUCIBLE TRANSCRIPTION FACTOR 1-like
Exons: 3
Coding region: 215-883 (222 amino acids)
Molecular function (GO): zinc ion binding
Source: RefSeq, a predicted model, not a curated record